AUGUUCUUCAGUAUAAAUGGAAUUAGAGAUGUAGCUGGUAAUGCACGAAGAGUCUCAGCUUUACUAAGUCUCAUCGGAUCUGAUACUUACCGCAUUCUAAGAGACCUUUGCACACCGGAUUUACCUAAGGAUAAGAAGUAUGAAGAUAUAUGUAAAUUGUUGAAAACUCAUUUUUGUCCGAUGACGUCCGUCUACAAGGAGAGAAUCAAAUUUUUCGAGGCAAGUCAAGAAGAAAACGAAAAUGUGAAUGCAUGGUUUGCAAGGAUUCACAACCUUUCCAACAAUUGUGAAUUUGGGGCCAACCUGAAAUGUUAUCUGAAAGAUAAAUUCGUAUGUUCAAUGAAGAAAGGCACGAUAAGAGACAGAUUAUGUGAAGAAAAACUCGAUACUAAUCUCGACAGGCUAUUAGAAUUGGCACUUCUGAAGGAAACCUCAAUAACUGGUAGCAGCAGUGCAGCUAGUGUGAAUUUGUUGAACAAUAAAAUCGUGGGAAAUAUCAGAAGAUCUUCGAAUACUAACAAUUCACGGAUAAUGUCGGAUACUGUACAAGAAACAGUGAUUCCUGUUAAGAAUACUUCACCAGUGGCGGCGGCAUCGGGAAGUGUCUACGCAAAUAAAAUAUCGCCUCGAGACGUUACUAAAGCCAUUUCUGAAGCCGAAAGAAAAUUGAUAUGCAGUAAAUACACUAAUAUUGCAAACGACCCAUCAACAAGCUUAGAAGCAGAUAAUGUGCAGAGCCAAUGGACAAAAGUUGAACAUAAGAGACCUAGGGAAAAACAAAGGGGAAAUCUUUCAGUUGGUAACUUCUCUGGACGAGCAUCAGUUGAAGGCAUCGAAAAAAGCUUGGACCUCCACGUUUAUAACCUGAAACCAAAUACUACUGUAGAGGAAUUGAAAAAUUUUCUGGUGCCAACCUUUUCUGGAUUGAAGUGUGAGCCCUUGCAACCCAGGUAUCCCGAUAGUGUGAAGGUUGUCGAGAGAGCGAAAACUGCUUUGCAAGGAUCUCCUCAGACUCAAAGUAUUGCUAAAAUAACGAUAGAGAGCAUCAAUUUGAAAGUGCCACAUCUCACACCCAACGAUGACAUAAAGUUGCAGUUGUUGACACGUAUCAAAGCAUAUGAGUCUAUGAUGAUACCGUUUCGCCGAUGGGAAUUGCACGAGCUACCAGCACUCACACAAGAAUCUACCAUAGAAAUCUGGUCCAUAAAGACAUGUUCUGCAUUGGACAGUCCAAGAUAUGUUAUAGUAUUUUUCCAAACGAAAAAAGCCGAUAAUUUGCAUGAAGACGUCACCUUGUUCGAUAAUGCCAACAUCAAAUCCAUACGAUUGGCUCUGAAUAGCGACUAUUAUCCGCAAGAAAGAAUGCUAUUGGACUUUUCCAAAGACCAAUAUGCUGACGCUCACUUCAACUAUACAGAGUUCAACAAGAGCUACCAUAACUGUCAAGAAAAGCGCUCUCUAGUAACAGUUGACAUGAAUACACUAAUAUUGCAAACGACUCAUCAAAAAGCUCAGAAGCAGAUAACGUGCAGAGCCAAUGGACUGAAGUUGAACAUAAGAGACCUAGGAAAAAACAAAGGAGGAAUCUUUCAGUUGGUAACUCCUCUGGACGAGCAUCAGUUGAAGGCAUCGAAAAAAGCUUGGACCUCCACGUUUAUAGCCUGA
Molecule: messenger RNA, 1665 nt
Organism: Phaedon cochleariae (mustard beetle)
Lineage: Eukaryota; Metazoa; Arthropoda; Insecta; Coleoptera; Chrysomelidae
Source: the annotation of a GenBank genome assembly